AGGCAGUAUGUAUGUACUCUUUUGGCUUGUCCUGCUCUGUGUAAAAUCUCCAGAAGCGAUGGCUGGUACAGUUUAUCAGUUUCCACCGUCAGUGCAAGUGAGAUCGGGUGGCACGGUGACCAUGCACUGCCAGCUGACUGAGGUGCAAUCAUUUUGUCACGCAUUGGCCUGGGUGAGAGUUCACCCGGAGAGUGGAAUAAUUUUCAUUCUGCAGGACUCAGCCAUUCCUCUUCUGAUCACAGAUCAGGCGAAGAGCACAGUAUGUCAGGCUUCUGUCUAUAAUGCAACGGUACAAGACUCUGGGACAUAUUACUGCAUCGCUACAGACAGUGAGCAAAUGUACCUCGGGAAUGGCACAACUGUCACAGUACAAGCUGUCAGCACAGCAUCAGCACCAUCUAUUGAAGUCAUGGCAUUUGCCAGCAGCAACAAACAUGACUCCACAAUCACUCUUCAGUGUACGAUUGGGGGAUUUGCUCCUUCACAGUAUCAGAUGAGGAGUGGAGGAGAGUAGAAGAGUGCACCUGUGUUGUAAAUUUUGCUGGAUACACAUUCAACAAAACUCUACAUUAUUAUGGUAAAUUACUUUCCAAAGUCUAUACUCAUCAUGCUAUCAAAUGAAAUGAUCCAUUAUCUUUCAAAAGUUAGGUUCAAA
This is a messenger RNA of Xyrauchen texanus (razorback sucker), 655 nucleotides long. Its product is annotated as Ig kappa chain V region K-25. NCBI's taxonomy places the organism in Eukaryota, Metazoa, Chordata, Actinopteri, Cypriniformes, Catostomidae. The transcript has 4 exons. The coding region runs from base 8 to 514 and encodes 168 amino acids. The record is from RefSeq and is a predicted model, not a curated record. Gene Ontology annotation, biological process: response to bacterium.